Messenger RNA from Sus scrofa (pig), 3036 nucleotides. The record is from RefSeq and is a predicted model, not a curated record. Lineage: Eukaryota; Metazoa; Chordata; Mammalia; Artiodactyla; Suidae.
UCCGGCCCGUGGAUGCCGUGAUAGAACUGGCCAACGACGACUGGAUGAAGGACCCCUCGGCGCAGCUGCCCCCCGGGGUGCUCCUAGGCAUGUACAUUUCAGGAUCAGUUCUCAACAACUGGAAGAAACUCCCAGGCCACCCGGGGCCCUAGAUGAUGCCUUUGAGAACCUCUGGUCUGUCCUAUGGAGCCUCCCACUGGGGAACACUUGCACAGAGCCUGGUCAUUUGCAGUGUCCAGCUGGGCUUCGCUGACACAGCCCUCAAAGACACAUCCAUUGCCCACUGGCCACAGAAGCUAAGGAAGCGGAGGAGAUGAAAGCAAGAAGACACAUUUCAGGGCAGGAAAGAGAAGCCCCACCUAUUUUAGGUGUCUGCUCUCGUCGCGUGGAGCGCUGUUUUGGAGAUAGACAGCUGUGUCUGUCUCUGGAGUUCACAUCUAUAUAAUCACAAUGCGGUGGCUGAGCACUCUGGCGUCUCUGUGGUCACAUGAUGCUGGUCAUAUCAAGUAACCAUUAUCACAUCAGAGUCCACAGGAGUUAUAAAUACACCACCACCGAGCCCCAACUGGAGAACAAUUGAGUAAUGACAAUAGAAAUAGCUCACAUCCAUAAGACCAUCUUUCCCCUUCCUGGAGAACUUUCCUGAGAUCAUCGGCAUUGCAAUGGAGAGACGGCCAGAGCCAGUUGGAGGGAAACUUCAGAUCUUUCAGAAGAUGGAAAAAGAGCCUCAAACAAGAGCUGGGUCCCCCGUGCUCGAGUACCAUGCUGCCUUGAUCACAGGAGACAUGGACCGUCUCAAGCCCCUCAUGGACCAGUUCUUCCAGGAUGCUAACGUGGUGUUUGAGAUCAAGAAGGAUGAGAUGGAGUGGCAGGGGAAAUCCUCAGGCACUUUUGGACUGUCAGGCCUCUGGACCUUGGAGUACAAGCGCGAGCUCACCACGCCCCUGUGCAUCGCCGCGGCCCACGGCCACACCGCCUGCGUGCGCCACCUGCUCGGCCGCGGCGCGGACCCGGACGCCAGCCCCGGCGGCCGCGGUGCGCUGCACGAGGCCUGCCUGGGCGGCCACACGGCCUGCGCCCGGCUGCUGCUGCAGCACCGCGCCGACGCCGACCUGCUCAGCGCCGAGGGCCUGGCGCCCUUGCACCUCUGCCGCACGGCCGCCUCGCUCGGGUGCGCGCAGGCGCUGCUGGAGCACGGCGCCUCGGUGCGGCGCGCGGGCGGCGCGGGCCUGGACACCCCCCUGCACGUGGCGGCGCGGCACGGCCUGGACGAGCACGCGCUCCUCUACCUGGGCCGCGGGGCGAGCGUGGACGCGAGGAACGGCCGCGGCGAGACGGCCCUGAGCGUGGCGUGCGGCGCGGCGCGGCGGCCCGACGAGCACGCGCGCUGCCUGCGCCUGUGCGCGCUGCUGCUGCGGGGCGGCGCGGCGGCGGACGCGCGCGACGAGGACGAGCGCAGCCCGCUGCACAAGGCCUGCGGCCGCGCGCGCCACGACCUGGCGCGCCUCCUGCUGCGACACGGCGCCGACGUGGGCGCGCUCGACUACGGGGGCGCGACGCCGCUGGCCUGCGUCCUGCAGACGGCCGCCUGCGCCCGCGAGGCCGCGCCGCAUCGCACGGUGCAGGCGCUGCUCAACCACGGCUCCCCCACCGUGUGGCCCGACGCCUUCUCCAAGGUGCUGAAGACCUGCGCGCCCGCCCCCACGACCGUCGAGGUCCUUUUCAACUCCUACCCGCAGCUCCGCGUCUCCGAGUCCUGGAAGGAGGUGAUUCCCGAGGAGGUGUUUCAGGUGCACCAGGCUUUCUACCAGUCCCUCUUGGCCUUGGCCCACGCCCCGCGCUCCCUGCAGCAUCUUUGCCGAUGCGCCAUUCGGAAGGUGUUCGGCGGGAAGUGCUUCUGCCUCGUGCCCCUCCUGCCCUUGCCCCCGUCCCUGCAGGAUUUCCUCCUCCUGGAGCCAGAGGGGGUUUUGCACUGACACCCAGAGCAUUUGGACCAAGACGCUUGUGCUCUUCUGGGGGGGGGGGCUGUGGGGCGGGGAGGGGCCUCCCCCGACCCCCAUGCACAAACCCCUCCUGGGCGUGGAGUUGGUAACCCCAGCCCCCCUGCCUCUCAGGGCUGCGUGUGAGGACUGAAACAGUGACUGUGCUGGUACUUGGAUCACAAAGGACCUUUCCACUAAACUAAAAGAUACAGUAUUUCUCCCAGGUUUGUCUCCUGCCCGCAGUGGGUUAGCCUUCGUGCUGCGGCCCCUCCCCCCAGCCUGCAGACCCCCUGCCUUCUGGGAACCAUCCAACCCCUCCUAGAGCGCAGCCUCCUGGAAAGACGCUGUUCCAAACCUGACAGACGGUCACACUGAGGGCGGACACUUCCCAGGAGCCCACAGGUGCUCCCUAGAGCAUCACGGGCCAGAGCCCCCAGACGGACCUUGUGAGCCAGACAUUUAAAUCCUGUGUCACUCCUUUGUCCCGCGUCCCGCCCCCCGACCUCCAACCGAUCCAGCUGUGAGAACAGUCCGUGAAGCCAGAUGCCGGGGCCGGACACAGGUUGAUCGAGGAGGCCGCCGUCCGCUCAGCCCGAACAUCUGGCACAGGAGCGAGUUCUCAAGUCUGGGACUGUGUUAACCAUGGCUUUUAUUUUCUGGAUGCUGGUGCUUUGGCAUCUGGGCCUUUCCGACCCUGGAGGGGCGGCCCCUCCCGGGAUGACCCAAUUCCAAGAGCUGGUAAACGUCUUGGCCCCAAACAACCUUGUCAAAUACAACGCCACCCAUCGGAGCUCACCUCGCCACCACCUCCCUGGGAGUCCAGACGCUCUGCCCCCGCAGGACCAGGACCAGCGACCGGGGACAGCCCCCGUGCCACAGAGCAGUUGUUCGGACUAGCCGGUCCUAAGCCUCACCCAUGCCUUCCACGGAAAUCACAGGAAAGCCUCUUGCCCUCGUCCCCUCCCCCGCCCCUCCUGCCCAGCCCCGGUGCUUCCCCGUGUGGUGUGGUCUUCCUCUCGGGAUUGGUGUGUAAUAAACCAUCUCUUCGUUGGGA